Molecule: messenger RNA, 2572 nt
Organism: Tachyglossus aculeatus (Australian echidna)
Lineage: Eukaryota; Metazoa; Chordata; Mammalia; Monotremata; Tachyglossidae
Gene: P4HB
Product: prolyl 4-hydroxylase subunit beta
Exons: 11
Coding region: 59-1597 (512 amino acids)
Biological process (GO): response to endoplasmic reticulum stress; protein folding
Cellular component (GO): endoplasmic reticulum; external side of plasma membrane
Molecular function (GO): protein disulfide isomerase activity
Source: RefSeq, a predicted model, not a curated record
GGUAGGACGGUCAUUUGGCGUCGUCCUUCCUCCUCCUUGUCCCGCGCCUGUCGCCGACAUGCUGUGUCGCGGCCUGCUGUGGCUGGCCCUGACCGCCCUGGCCCUGACGGCCGCGGACGAGGAGGUGGCGGAGGAGGAGGACCACGUCCUGGUCCUCAAGAAGAGCAACUUCGAGGAGGCCCUGGGGGCCCACAAGUUCCUCCUGGUGGAGUUCUAUGCCCCUUGGUGCGGGCACUGCAAAGCCCUGGCGCCCGAAUACGCCAAGGCCGCCGGCAAGCUGAAGGCCGAAGGCUCCGAGAUCAGACUGGCCAAGGUGGACGCCACGGAGGAGUCGGAUUUGGCUCAGCAGUACGGCGUCCGAGGCUACCCCACCAUCAAAUUCUUCAAAAACGGGGACACGGCCUCCCCCAAGGAGUACACAGCCGGCAGGGAGGCGGACGACAUCGUGAACUGGCUGAAGAAGCGGACGGGUCCGGCCGCCACCACCCUGACGGACGUCGAGGCCGCCGAGGCCCUGGUGGAGUCCAGCGACGUGGCCGUCAUCGGCUUCUUCAAGGAUGUGGAAUCGGAGCCGGCCAAGCAAUUCCUGUCGGCGGCGGAGUCGAUCGACGACAUUCCCUUCGGCAUCUCGUCCAGCGGCGAGGUCUUCGCCAAGUACCAGCUGGACAAGGAUGGCGUGGUUCUCUUUAAGAAGUUCGACGAAGGCCGCAACAUCUUCGCCGGGGAGGUCACCAAGGAGAACCUGUCCAACUUCAUCAAGCAGAACCAGCUGCCCUUGGUCAUCGAGUUCACGGAGCAGACGGCCCCGAAGAUUUUCGGGGGCGAGAUCAAGACGCACAUCCUGCUCUUCCUGCCCAAGAGCGUGGCCGACUACGACGGCAAGCUGGACAACUUCAAGAAGGCGGCCGGCAGCUUCAAGGGCAAGAUCCUCUUCAUCUUCAUCGACAGCGACCACACGGACAACCAGCGCAUCCUGGAAUUCUUCGGCCUGAAGAAGGAGGAGUGUCCGGCCGUCCGCCUCAUCACCCUGGAGGAGGAGAUGACCAAGUACAAGCCCGAGUCGGACGAGCUGACGGCGGACAAGAUCAAGGAGUUCUGCGACCGCUUCCUGGAGGGCAAGGUCAAGCCCCACCUCAUGAGCCAGGACCUUCCCGCCGACUGGGAUAAACAGCCCGUCAAAGUCCUGGUGGGCAAAAACUUCGAAGAGGUCGCCUUCGACGAGAAGAAGAACGUCUUCGUGGAGUUCUAUGCCCCCUGGUGCGGGCACUGCAAGCAGUUGGCACCCAUCUGGGACAAGCUGGGCGAGGCCUUCAAAGACCACGAGAACGUGGUCAUCGCCAAGAUGGACUCGACGGCCAACGAGGUGGAGGCGGUCAAAGUGCACAGCUUCCCCACGCUCAAGUUCUUCCCCGCCAGCGCCGAGAAAACGGUCAUCGACUACAACGGGGAGAGGACGUUAGAAGGAUUCACCAAGUUCCUCGAGAGCGGCGGACAGGACGGGGCGGCCGACGACGACGACCUAGAAGAUCUCGAAGAAGCCGAAGAGCCGGACCUAGAGGAGGACGACGACCAGAAAAAUUUGAGAGACGAACUGUAAGCGGAGAGAGGUUUUUUUUGCUCCCCCAAAUAAGACACUACACCAUAAAGCUGUAUCCCCCCCCCCCCCCGGCCCCCGCAAAAGCCGCAAAGCGCACCUGCAAAACGCGUAAGAAUCGAAAACCGAAGGAGAGCUUUGGUGGAAAUCCAGGGAUUUUUUGGUUUUUUUUUUAAAGUAAUACUUCAUCCCCACGUAUCUGUAAAUUUGAAUGUCUCUGGCUGUAACUUUUUUUUUUCCUUUUUGGCGGGGGGGAAGGGGAAGGAUUUGGACUCCACUAGUAGCCCGGCCCGCCCUGGUGAGAGAGUCUUUAUUUUAUUUUUUUUUUCUACUGUGAUGUACCUUUUGUUCUCCGUUCGUACACGGGUUUGGGUCCUCAUUGCUUAAGCCGGGCGAGUCGCCAUUGGUCGCCAGUGUGUCCGUAUGCUUUUUUUUCGGGAAAAGCCUCCCCGGUAGGGUUGUCGGCAGCCCACCUUAAUCCGCUCCUCCCCGGAAGCCCCCGCUAAUCCCCCCCUGCCGUGAUAAACCAGGGAUUCUCCCCUCCUCACCAGUGUUAAUGGGGAUAAAUGGGGUCCCCCUUGGUUCUUGAUUUCAAGGACACUGUCGUCUUCUCCCCCUCCCGCCUCACCCCCAUCCCCACCGCACCCUGGAUAUGUGCCGUUGUUUGGGUAAGAGCCACGAGGAAGGCAGUCGCCGCCCACCCCGCUCCGAAACGGUGCCAUUUCAGUUUUUCUGGGCUUUUUUGGCUUUUUCUGGUGCGUCGCUCCGACCCACGAAGCGUUCUUCCGCCUCACGAGGCAGGGCCCCGGAGCCCGGGGCGGCAGACCAGGAUGCGAAUGAUUAUCGGGGGGUCCGGGAGAGGCGGGGGGGCGGCCGGGAAUAUCCGAGCAGGAAUCAAACUCUUCAAGUUCUCGAAGCGUUUCCACGCCACGUCGGGGGCGUGGAACACAUUGGCCAAAUAAAGAUGAGAUUUUACUA